AUGUCUUCCGUACCCAGCUUCCACCACCACCUGCAACAGCAACAACUCUCAUCCGACUCUGAUUCCGACUCCGAAACCACCAUCGGCCAAAAACACCACUCAGCUGAUCUCGCAAACUCAAUUUUCAAAUCCUACUUCGAACACACCAACAACCAAUCCUCGGAACCAACCCAGCAUGACCUCACCAAAAUCAAAUCCUUCCUAAACUCCUCCUCCUCAGGGGCUCUAUCAUGUCUCAUUUGUCUGGAACGCAUCAAACUCUCCGAUCCAACCUGGUCUUGCACUUCUCUCUGCUACGCGGUUUUCCACCUUAUUUGUAUCCAAUCCUGGGCCCGCCAAGCCUCUGAUCUCUCCGCUCUUCGCGCCUCCACGCGCCUCCCUAUCUCCUCCGAUAAAGCCGCUGAGUCCUCCACCUGGAACUGCCCUAAAUGCCGCUCUGAUUAUUCUAGAUCUCAAAUACCCAGAAGUUACCUCUGCUUCUGUGGCAAAAUCGAAAACCCGCCAAAUGAUAAUCCCUGGAUUUUACCCCAUUCUUGUGGUGAAAUCUGUGAUCGUCCGUUGAAGAAUAACUGCGGUCAUUUCUGUUUGUUACUUUGCCAUCCGGGUCCCUGCCCGCCUUGCCCGAAACUUGUCAAAGCGACAUGUUUUUGCGGCACAACGACGGAUGUGAAGCGUUGCGGUUUCAAAUUGUUUUCGUGUAACAAUGUCUGUAAUAAAUCAUUAGAUUGUGGGAUUCAUGGUUGUAAACAAAUUUGCCAUGAUGGACCAUGCCCGCCUUGUAAUGCCCGCGGGGUUUAUAAAUGUUUAUGUGGAAGGAAAGCUGCGGAGAGGGAGUGUUGUGAGAGAGAAUUUAGAUGUGAAAAUCCGUGCGAGAAACUGUUGGCCUGCGGAAAACAUGUGUGUGAGAGGGGGUGCCAUUUUGCAAAAUGUGGAGAUUGUCCUCUUCAAGGGAAGAGAGCAUGUCCGUGUGGGAAGAGAGUUUACGAAGGAAUGGCUUGUGAUGUUGUUGUGCCGCUUUGUGGUGGUACUUGUGAUAAAAUGCUGAGUUGUGGGUUUCAUAGUUGCCACGAGAGAUGUCAUCGAGGGCCUUGCAUUGAGACUUGUCGAAUUGUUGUCACCAAGUUGUGUAGGUGUGGAGGCAUGAAGAAAGAGGUAAAAACCUUUUUUUUUCCUGCUUUCUAA
Messenger RNA from Dovyalis caffra, 1182 nucleotides. Lineage: Eukaryota; Viridiplantae; Streptophyta; Magnoliopsida; Malpighiales; Salicaceae. The record is from the annotation of a GenBank genome assembly.